UUUUCUCCCAAUUUUUUUGUUUUGCUCGCUUCGGGGUUUUCGCAUGAAGAAUGCUUCGAUUCGACGACUGCUGAGGAGAUUCACGUUGAGUAAUCUUAUGAUUAGGAUGAACCAUUACAAUCGACUGGGAUUCUUCUCCGUCGUGAUUAUUUGAUCUAGGAUUUGUUUGUUCUGUUUGGUUCGAUUCGGCACGAAACUAUUUAAUCGGCGGGUUGGUUUCUUCUUCCUCUGAUACUCGCUUAGGAUGAUGAUGAAUAAAGCUUUUGUAAUUGUAGAUUAUGGCUUUCUAUAAUUCCGUGGAUUUGCUGAGUUUUGGGUCAUGAAGUGCAUAUGAGAUCGAUGUAACUUCUUUUUGUUAAUCUUUGACAUUCCUCAACGUAUAGGUGGCUUAAUUUGAUUUUUUAACUUUGAACACAGGACUGUGUUUUUGCAUAUCACAUUGAUAUGGUUGACGAUGAGCUCAUGCGAUUUGGUCAUAAAUCUAUCAUCGGCAAACAUUUUGUUAUCUAACGAGUAUAGUCCACAUCGGCUAGUCUGGGAAUUUGGUAGUGGGGUAUUUAGUCAUGGUCUCAUCUCUCUUGUGACUGGAUCAGCUUAUUUCUUUCCAAGUAUUUUGGAAAAUUGCUUGUGUUGGUUUCAUACAUGUGUGUAUGAUUUGUAGUUACCUCAAGGAGCUACUAGCAAAGGAAGGGUAUUUAAUAGUAUCAGUGCCGUACAAUGUUACAUUUGAUCAUGAACAAGCUGCUAAGCAGGUUUAUGAGAGGUUCAAUUCCUGCUUGGACACGAUUGUCUCAUCUGGAAUUCCAACUUCAAAUUUGAAGCCUCAAGAUCUAGCUGACCUUCCUCUUUUCUCAGUUGGUCACAGUAAUGGUGCACUGUUACAAGUUUUGACCGGAAGUUAUUUUGCUGAGAAGAUACCAAAGGUUAAUGCCAUCAUUUCAUUCAACAAUAAAUCAGCGACAGAGGCAGUUCCAUAUUUUGAGCAGGUUUUGAGACCGCAAGUGGAGGAGUCAAGAUGAGAGAUGAGCACUAAGGUACCAGUUGUUCCUGCUCCUUUUCUUACUUGUUUUUUUGUGUGCACAUGAACAAGGUAAAUUCUUUCCUUUUUGUUAUUUUUUUUUUUUGUGUUUUCAAGAUUUUGACGACUGAAAUCAAAUGGGGUACAAUUGAUCAGUCCACUUCUGUUCGGAUUUAUUGUUUUUAUUUUAUUUAAGCAAUUGACUUUUGUAUCAUUCUGAUUUUAGAAUCAAGAUUUUUUGUUUUGUUUUUGUGGUCUUGGUUACUCCUUUGGUUUUUCACUUUAAUAAACUCAGAUCCGUUUUUGGUUUUGGUUACUUGGUCUGCGGAUUCUUAGUUUUGGGGCUUUUAAGUUUUGAUGUUUGUUUUUGUUUUCUUUUUAAACCCAAAACAGAUCAUUGACAGACAUUAAUCUAAUAGUGUUGUGUCAGAUUCUAUUUUGGGGACAUUGUCCCGAGCAAAAUUGUGAACUGUUGGCUUGGUAGUGCAUGCAUGUUGGGAAUUGGAAAAGAGGUUGCGUUUUGUAGGCUAAAGAAGUCUUAAGACAAAAGACAUAGAACCAAAGAGUUCUCAAAGUUUGGUACCCUCGGCUGGUAAAAACCAUAAGACAUGAAUAAAGAACCAAAGAGUUCUCAAAGUUCGGUACCCUCGGCUGGUAAAAACCAUAAGACAUGAAUAAGGAACCAAAGAGUUCUUAAAGUUUGGUACAUCGGCUGGUAAAACCAUAAGACAUGAAGAAAGAAUCAAAGAGUUCUCAAAGUUUGGUACCCUCGGCUGGUAAAAACCAUAAGA
This is a messenger RNA of Camelina sativa (false flax), 1809 nucleotides long. The record is from RefSeq and is a predicted model, not a curated record. Lineage: Eukaryota; Viridiplantae; Streptophyta; Magnoliopsida; Brassicales; Brassicaceae.